Didymodactylos carnosus is the source of this 384-nucleotide messenger RNA. The record is from the annotation of a GenBank genome assembly. NCBI's taxonomy places the organism in Eukaryota, Metazoa, Rotifera, Eurotatoria, Philodinida, Philodinidae.
AUGCGGAGCGGAGCCAUUGUACAUGGAAAUUAUUUGGGUGAUACAUUUGAGAGUGAUAUGCUCAUGGAAGAUAACAUUAGACGAUUAUUAUACUGUUGUGCUGCAGAGCGUAUUUAUUCGCCAAAAAAGUUUCUCACCAAACCAUCCUUUUGCAUUAUUGAUAUGCCUUCAGAAACUCGAACUCGAACAAGCGAUUUACCAAAAUCAUUGAAAAUUGCAGAUAGCAUUUAUCAGCUUGUUGGUAAAGUAUGUCAUCAGAGUCAACAUUUUACCGUCACUAUACGGACAGAUAAUGGUUAUUUUAAGUUUAAUGAUAUAAAUCCGUCAGGAAUGUACCGGUACGAUGGCGCAGAUGUGAUCGAGACUGCAAUAUAUUCCACAUAA